CAUAAAAGAAAAAAAGAAAAGUUCCCACCGCUGCCCCACCCGCCAAACGCAGCCCCACCCGCCAAACGCAACUGUGCCAUAAUCCUCACUCAUCACCACCCUAGUGACGUCACGUCUCCCUGGAGCCCAUACACUGUAGCUUCUGGCGUAUAGUAUCGGCCCCGGGUGUGCACGUGACCUGCUGUCUCUUCACUACUAGACACCUCAGGCGCUGCACUCACUACUGCGCUGGACUGUACUGGAAGCAGUGUCACUCCCAUCCGCUCCUAUCGCUACCGCAGGCCCUGAACAAUGGAUUCCCUCAGUGCAGCUAAUGGAACCUUUGCUGUAAAUCUGUUUAAGAAACUUACAGAAAGCAAUAACAAAGGCAACUUGUUCUUCUCCCCGCUUAGCAUAUCCUCUGCUCUAGGAAUGAUUUAUCUUGGAACUAAAGGAAAUACUGCUUCUCAAAUGUCAAAGGUGCUACAGUUUGAAAAAGCAAAAGAUGUCCAUGGAGCAUUUCAAUCUCUGAUCUCUGAAAUCAACAAACCAGGCACAGAUUACCUUUUAAGAACUGCUAACCGCCUGUAUGGAGAGAAGUCCUUUACAUUCCUUGAUGAAUUUUUGGAAUCUACCCAAAAACACUACCAUGCGGAUAUACAGUCUGUGGAUUUCUCUGCAAAGUCAGAAGAUUGCAGAAAGGAAAUAAAUUCCUGGGUGGAGCAAAAAACUGAAGGUAAAAUCCAGGAUCUGCUGCCCAGUGGUAGUGUGGAUUCUCUCACCAGAUUAGUACUAGUCAAUGCCAUAUACUUCAAAGGAAAUUGGGCAAACCAGUUUGAUAAAAAUGCUACACAUGAGAUGCCUUUCAGGCUGAAUAAGAAUGAAACCAAACCAGUGCAGAUGAUGUAUAAAAAGGCCAAAUAUCCAAUGACGUAUGUUGGGGAAUUGUUCACCAAAGUCCUUGAGUUACCAUAUGUCAAUAAUGAAUUGAGUAUGAUCAUCAUGCUCCCUGAUGAUAUUCAAGAUGGAACCACUGGGCUGGAGAAGCUUGAAAAAGAAUUAACAUAUAGCAAAUUUGUGGAAUGGACAGAUCCAGACAGAAUGGACAUUACAGAAAUGGAGUUGCAUGUGCCAAAGUUUAAGCUAGAAGACAAUUAUGACCUGAAAUCUUUACUUAUUGAUAUGGGAAUGUCUGAUGCUUUUGAUCACAAAGCCGAUUUCUCAGGAAUGUCUAGUUUGGCUAACCUUUUUCUUUCCAAAGUGAUCCAUAAGUCCUUUGUAGAAGUGAAUGAGGAGGGCACAGAGGCAGCUGCUGCCACAGGAGCUGUUAUUAUGCUUCGUUGUGCUCGGUUUGUUCCUCGAUUCACUUGUGAUCAUCCUUUCCUUUUCUUUAUCAUACACAAGCAAAGCCGCUGCAUCCUGUUCUUUGGUAGAUUCACUUCCCCUUAGGGCUGGAUUCACACACUGCAGACCUUAUCUGUAUAAAAUUUGCAAAUAUUAACAUACAAACUUACAUGCUGUUGACUUGACUUCUCACAGUAGAGUUGGUGUAAUAUUUUGAACUGCCUUACCAUACAUUUCCUUAACAUUUUAAAAACAUAGCGCUGAUUGAACAAGGCUUCACAGAUACUAUAAACAAGAUGGAAACCAUGGAAACUAGGUAUUUGUUUCAUUACUGUAUUUACAAUACUUCAUUUUGAGAUCCCACUUUUACAUAUUGGUGGUUCUGGUUAAAAAUUAUCCAUUUUAACUAGGGAUAUACAGAUACUGUUAUCGGGACCGAUACUGGACAUUUGCACGAGUACUCGUGCAAAUGUCCCCGAUACUUGCCGGCUGCAGGUAUCACGGAGGUGCGGUAAGCUGCCUGUACUCCCCACUCCCGAGCUGUGCAGCACGGUCAGCAUCUGAGCAUAGCCGUGACCCGCAUUAACCCUUUAGAUGCCGCAAUCAAAGUUGAUUGCGGUGUAUAAAAGUCCUGAGAGUCCUACCGGUUAGCUCAGGGAUGCUGAUCGGGAUCACCGUGGUGAAAUCACGGUGUCCCGAUCAGCUGUGAGGAUGGCCGGAGGUCCCUUACCCUGCUCCAUGCGUCUGUUCGCUGCUUCUUUACUGCUGCCAGCCAUGGCAGGCAGUAGUAAUGGAGCGCUGAUAACUAUGAUCAAUGUUAAGCUAUGGCAUAGCAUUGAUCAGUGUAUGCAAUCUACAGAUUGCAUGUAAUAGUUCCCUAUGGGGACUAGAAAAGUGGAAAAUGAAAAAUUUAUAAUAAUAAUAAAUGUGAAUUAACCCCUUUCCAAUAAAAAUUUUUAUCAACCCCCUUUUCUAGAAGUUUAAAUAAAAUAUAUAUAUUUUUAAUUUUAAAAAAAGCCCUUUCUCUUAUAAAAACUAAAAAACAAAUAAAAAAACUUUUUCCCAUUAAAUAAAAAAAAACCUGUUACAUGACAUUGAAAAAAGUAUCAGUAAUUGGUAUCAGCGAGUACUUAAAAAAAAAAAAAAAAAAAAAAAACGGUACUCGUACACGGUCUUUAAAAAAAAAAUGGUAUCGAGACAUCGCUAAUUUUAACUGCAAUUUUGGUCAUUUGCAGCAAAAAAUGCAUGCAUUAUUUAGUUGGGGUACUGCUAAUUAGCUGAAUGUGUAAACACGGACUUACUGUAGUA
Messenger RNA from Hyla sarda, 2631 nucleotides. Its product is annotated as serpin B6-like. The coding region runs from base 292 to 1428 and encodes 378 amino acids. Gene Ontology annotation, molecular function: serine-type endopeptidase inhibitor activity. The transcript is spliced from 9 exons. Gene Ontology annotation, biological process: negative regulation of endopeptidase activity. The record is from RefSeq and is a predicted model, not a curated record. NCBI's taxonomy places the organism in Eukaryota, Metazoa, Chordata, Amphibia, Anura, Hylidae.